UCCUUGCCUUUUGUAGAAGACAUAGUUGAAGACUCAAUAUUUGAAGGAGGCACUAAGUCUGAGCCCACGUCCCCCACCAGUUGUAGUUCUCAGUCACCAUGGCGACCUAUCGAGGACAGCGACAUCAGUGUCACGUUCCCGGAUCUCAAGCCUGUCUAUCAGAAAACUCAGUCACGUGCAAACCGGCAGUCGAGGCAGAGAGUAGAGAACGGUAAAAUCAAGAUUCGAGUGUACACCGCAGGUCCGCAAGUCCAGUCCAUUGAAGUAUACGUGGAAAGGACCCCUGAUGCUGCUGUCCUGGUUGGGGACAGGUGUGGAAGGGUCAGCCUCAAGUCUCAACCAGGAAAGUAUCUACCGCAUCAGGUAAUGGACAUAUUGUAAUACCUUAAUCAAUGUUACACGGGACAUACCCACAACUACGAUUUUCAGCGCAACACUGCCACUCAACAGUGUUUCAAAUUGUUCCAACAUAUUGUUCCAACAUUGUUUCCCUAAAAAUCGUGGUUGCAAGUUGGUAAAGGCGCUGUUACACGGAAUAAUUCAUAGCGUACAUUUCAGCGUAACACAGCCUGACACAGCGUUGCAAUAUUGUUUUGACAUCUCCUCUAGUAGUCACAACAUUGUUCCAACGGCUAAAAAUCUUUGCAAAUCGUCUCGUGUAACAUUGCCUUCAAUUCUCUUAGUAGCAGUGGCGAUUGACAUUAGUUUUAAAUGAACAGUGGUUUCAAAUCAGUUUUUGUUAGGAAAAUAGAGAAAAGCUAAAAACAGAAUAAUUUAUUAUUAUUCAGAUUCGAUUUCUUACAAAAUCUUGUUCGCUGACUUGAAGCACGUAACAGCACUAAAGGAAGAAGGGCUAGCAAUUAGCCACGAGCGGAAGAUGAUAGUAAAAUACAGCAAUGGGCGUUCACCUAACCUUAGAUAAAAUAAAAUGCCAGCAUGAUUGAUUAGGUUUUCUCAGUGUGGUUUAGUCAUUAACUUAGAUUUUGUCAUAUGCUGUUAUUUUAUGUCUCUAUUGCUGAAGCUUCCGACCUUCUCGGGAGUAAAACGUGAUGAAGCGAGUAUUUUAUGUUUUGAUAUUUUAGCUACAACAGCGACAGUGGCUUCUGAGAUGAGUGCUGUCAACUCUCUCGUAAAAAUAAUACCCUCCCCCACCCCCCCGCACAUGCUUCUUGCCCUCUUUAAUUUUCAGGUGUGUUUAGUAUAAUGAACAAGGCGUGCCGGGGUUUUCUCUCGUCACACUCCAUCUUCUAUGCUUUGGUCAUCUUCUUUGGGCUCUUAUCAAUUCUGUUGUUACUUCAUCAAAUUGUUUACACUCUCAUGGAUUUUAGUUUGUCUGCGUCAUCGCCAAUGCUACGCUCAAUUAACCUUGUUCCCAGGGCCCAAUCAGAAACAGGUAGGAGAAGACUCUGGGAACGAGGCUAAGGCUCAGUUACCAGCAGCUGUUCGGGAACUGAGACCACGCCAGAACGAGCCCAGACCCGAGGGAGCAGCGGACAGACCCGAGGGCGCGGUCGGAAAUUGAACUUACUCCACGAGUGCGCUAUCCUGGGCUUCCUGGGGAGCAAUAUAAUACAACUUCAAGUCAGACUUGAAGAAAAUUGAAUGACUAAACGUUCAUCAAUACACGCUUAAUCGGCAUGACUUGAAAACUAACUUUUAGCCAUCCGAGCCUCCCUGUCAGCACUGUGAUUAGAUUCUUGUGCAACGCGUAUGCGCCUGGGUAAGUGUGAGGUCUCAUAUCCAGUCAACACUUAACUAGUGGACGGGACGGGCGAUCGAACGUAAGAUCACGUGACAGCUGUCAAAUAACGUAAAUACGGCUCAAGCGUAGGAGUAAGAAGCAGAUCAGAAAAAGGAAUACUGGUCAAUCGAUAUCCUACCAAGAAAGAAAUCAACACAACUUCGUCCCCAGGGUAUCUCGUCAUUUUGGAAGAAGGGAGACCCUGGAAAUAAGAUUAAAAUCUGAGACUCGUGAGCGCGCACGUUCUUCUUCAACCUCGUCCCUAGGGCUCUCUCUCGUGCCUCGAGGCAAGAGAGAAGGAGAGAGAACCCUGCACAACUACUUUUGUUUGUUUGUAUUGCUUCUCAUUCGCAGCGUGGUUUACUGUUGAACACUUGCUUUUCUCACUCAGUUUUUGUUAGCCUUAUACGCUUUUUCUUUGUCGAAGCAGAAUAUUUCCUUUCGUAAACGGUUGACGGCCCAUCAUAAUUAGUGAACCAAGCCUAGAAGAGAUGUAAUAUCAAUGAUCUGAAUUACAGUAACGAGAAAAUUUGAAAAUCAAAUAGCAAACUUCAAGUUGAAGUUUCGACUCAGGUUAAUUGUCUUUAUGCAAACAGGAAAAAAUGGAUCACCUCAUUUCAGAGCUCAUUCAAGUUAUCAGUUAUGAAAGACAUUUGUUUGAUCCAUCGCGCGGUCCCGCUCCGGAGAUUUCUUUUAUCGUUGUGAAGAGUUUUAGUAGCAGCUUAAAAAGUUUCCAUAUACUCUAAAGACGGCAAAAAGAGGGAAAUUUUCUUCUUCCAAUCUUGGGUUCCUUAGCCUGAGAAAACGGCAGACAUUUGGCGACGCCAUCACUGGUUUCCCCGCGAAAUGACAUCUGAGAAAGGAGCGCAGAAAUUCCAUACUGAUGACGUGUCACUAUGCCCAGAUCUUGGUAGUGCUUCAGAUUGCCUGAAAAUUGGCUUCCACAAAUCAGAAACACUACCCAGAUCUUUGUAAAGUGCCGCGUCAUCGUCAGUAAGGAAUUUUUCUACGCUCGUUUCUCAGACUUCGCGGGGAAACUAGUGGUGGAGUCACGAAAUGUCUGCUGUUUCUCAGGCCGAAUCUUCCUCCGUUUAACUUUCACUUAAAUUUUCCUUGCAGCACUUUUUCACAGUGGAUCUAGACUCCAUCUACGAGUCACCCACAAAGCAUGGUGUACCAGUAUACAAACUGUCCACAGUGGACUCCCAGAGACGAAACAAGUUCCGCCUGGUUGUUAUCGUCAUUCUGAUUGAUGAUACUCGCAGCAAGGAGUUUAUCAGCCCGUCAUUUCGUUUGCGGAGCAAGCCAGGAGGAAGGUUUAGAAGCCUGUCACUUUAAAUUUACUUACAGAAGCUAAUUCACGAUUCGUGCAUCUUUGAGUUAAUUAGAAAAUUGAGCCGAAACUUUCCAUGAUUGUCCUUUUUAGUCUAUGCUAAUGUACUUAAUUAGUUGUAGCAUUUUUUUUUUCGCCAGUCAGUCCAUAUAUUUACUCUACAACAGCCACGAGUCUCCAUAACCCGGUCAAUUAUACACACCUUCCUUCUAAAAUAACCUCUUCGUAAGAGACCCUAAGCGAAGAUGUAAAAACAAUGUAUGCUAACUAUGCCUUA
Messenger RNA from Porites evermanni, 3351 nucleotides. The record is from the annotation of a GenBank genome assembly. Lineage: Eukaryota; Metazoa; Cnidaria; Anthozoa; Scleractinia; Poritidae.